AAAUGGUUGACGUGAACCUGAUGACGAAACAGCGUGUGACAAAUCUGGGAAAGAAUGACACUGAACACACACACAAACACACACUCCAGGUUCUCAGUGGUGGUGUGUAUGAAGCUGCUGUAGAUGUUGCUGCAGGUUCCUGCUCCUGUGGAUUAAUACGGACGCAUCACAGUGUGUCACAAGAAGAAGAAAGCCUGACCUCACAGCCCCACCCACUCCGAGUAACGCACUUCUGACCAAUUAGAUGGAAACGGGUGAUGACGUCACAACUCAACUUCCUGUUCCCAAUCCUCGCCAGAGGGCGCGCGGGAGGAAAAGCGACAGUUCGAGUGAAUAAAAGGAAGAAGCUCGUUAUCGUGUUUUCUGUUGGAGGAGUUCGCUGUUUGAGUUCAUCUUAAAAACCUGAGCCUCAUCAGUGUUUCUGCGCGUGUACAAUGAGCACAGGCGGCAGGCGGCGGUCUUUACGGCGGUCUCGGGGACGGACUCCUGCUCCUGUCGACUCGCAGCGCGAUCAGGAUGUGAAGACAGAGAGCCGUAUGAAGUCGGGUGGAAGGACGUCGGUGAGAAACGUCUCCCCUGUGAACGAACCGAGUGGAGAAUUCCAGAAGAAACCUCCUGAUGAGCAAAAACGUGAAGACGUGAGCAGCAGCGUCUUGCAAGUCUUCUCCUGCUCGUUGUGUCCACUGUCCUUUACAGCUCAGAUUUAUCUCCACAAACACAUCCGCAGAUGCCACCAUGAGGAAUAUGUGCGAUUACUUAAAGCAGGAGAGGUUAAAUAUGAGAACCUCACGAGGAGAUACAGCAGACCGCAAACGUCGUCUGCUGCUAACGGAUCUCAGAAACAGAACUGCCAGUGCUCAUAUUGUGGGAAGAGUUUUAUUCAGCAGAGUCACCUGGAAAUACACCAGCGCGUUCACACGGGAGAAAAACCGCAUCACUGCUCGCAGUGCGGGAAGAGUUUUACGCAGAAGAGUCACCUCCGAACACACCAGCGCACUCACACGGGAGAACGUCCGUACAGCUGCUCCGAGUGCGGGAAGAGUUUCACUAACAACAGCGGACUCCAAGCACACCGGCGCAUUCACACGGGAGAACGGCCUCAUCACUGCUCCGAGUGCGGGAAGAGUUUCACUCGCCACAAUUCUCUCCUGCUACACCAGCGCAUUCACACCGGAGAAAAACCGUAUCACUGCUCGCAGUGCGGGAAGAGCUUCAGCUACCAGAAUACGCUCCGGCUGCACCGGCGCAUUCACACCGGAGACAAACCGCAUCAGUGCGCAGCGUGCGGGAAGAGCUUCAGUCGACAGAGUAGUCUCAAAAUGCACCUGCGCAUUCACACAGGAGCCAAGCCCUACUACUGCUCCAGGUGUGGGAAGAGUUUUACCUACCAGACGAGUCUCCUGCAGCACCAGCACAUUCACGCAGGAGUGAAGCCACAUCACUGCUCGCAGUGCGGGAAGAGUUUCAGCAGCAAGUAUUCUCUCAAGAAACACCAGCGCGUCCACACGGGAGAGAAGCCACAUCACUGCUCGCAGUGCGGGAAGAGCUUUACUCGAGAAAGUCAUCUUAAACUACACCAGCGCACUCACACCGGAGAGAAGCCGUACCAGUGCUCAGUGUGCGAGAUGGGGUUCAGUCAGCAGGGUCACCUUCGAAAACAUCAGCGCACUCACACCGGAGAGAAGCCGUACCAGUGCUCCUACUGCGACAAACGAUUCACCGACGCCGGUACGCUGAAAAUACACGAGCGUGUUCACACGGGAGAGAAACCGUACCAGUGCUCGGUGUGUGGAAAGAGCUUUACACAGCAGGGUAAUCUCCAGCUGCACCAGCAGCGCGUCCACACCGGAGAGAAGCCGUACAGCUGCUCCGAGUGUGCGAAGAGGUUUAGCGACAGCAGUUCUCUCAAAAUACACCAGCGCGUCCACACGGGAGAGAAGCCGUAUCACUGCGCCGAGUGCGGCAGGAGUUUCGCCGUUCGAAGUCAUCUCCAAAGUCACCAGCGCAUCCACACGGGAGAGAAGCCCUAUCGCUGCUCCCAGUGUGGGAAGAGCUUCACCACCUCGAGUUCUCUCAAAACACACAACCGCAUUCACACGGGAGAGAAACCGUAUCAGUGCUCGCAGUGUGGGAAGCGAUUUACCGUCCAAAGUCACCUCAGAAGUCACCAGCGCGUUCACGCGGGAGAGAAGCCGUUAUCCUGACGCUUCGUGGUGGAGGUAGACGUACGAAACGUGAGCAGCUGGACACACGUCACGAACCUCUGUCAGAUUGGAAAAUCUAAACAUCAGAAAAUACAUUUUCUUAACUACUGAGUUAAUUAUGGUUAAGUGCUUCGAAAAAUAAUUUCAGUCACUACUUCAAAUAAAGUACACAAAGUAGAGCUCCUCGUCAUUAACAUAUAAACUACUGUGCUAAAAGUUUCAUAAACAAACCUGUAAAAAUGCAAACUAGAUGAAGUUUUAGUGUCAGAGAGAGAGAGAGAGAGAGGAAGGAAGGAAGGAAGGAAGGAAUGAAAGAAGGAAGGAAGUCACGUACUACCUGUCAUGUGACCUGCUUCCUUCCCAUCCAGCUCAAGCUGUCCUCAGAUCAUGUCCUUCGACACAGAGACGUCAGAUCAUGAAGAUCUCAGAUUAAUGAAACGCAAUGCUAAUGCUAACGGUCUGGUGUGUAACGUGAUCUGAGUAACGCUUUAUUAUUAGUUUCUGGUCUUCACUUGCAGGUGAAAGGAAACACCGUAAAAGUUUACGUUAUUUUUGUUUGUCUUUAAUCCUAAAACUGAAAUAGUCUGCUAAUUCAUAACUCUAAAGCAUAUAGUUUUUUUUAUAGAAAAAAUUAAACUGCCUUAAAUUACACUGUCUCUUAAAUCUAGCUUUUAUUGUUACUUUUAUUACAGAAUCUUUCUCCUUCACUGGAAAGAUUCUCUGUGAACAUGUGACCUUUUCUACCAAAGGUGGGAAAAAUCCUGUUUUGCUGCUUCAACACAAUUAAAAGGACCAAAGAAAUUCUUUCCUACCAAAGUUUUAACAAAUCUGAACUUUCCUUAGUGCCGUUGCCUUCAAGCUUCCGCAACAACAGAGAGAAUAAACUCAGGGUGGAAUAUG
This is a messenger RNA of Pangasianodon hypophthalmus (striped catfish), 3104 nucleotides long. Its product is annotated as zinc finger protein 345. The transcript is spliced from 6 exons. The record is from RefSeq and is a predicted model, not a curated record. Bases 435 to 2204 code for a protein of 589 amino acids. Lineage: Eukaryota; Metazoa; Chordata; Actinopteri; Siluriformes; Pangasiidae.